AUGCUUCCAUCAUCCCCAAAGACAUCAGGAACAACAGAGUUGGAUGAAUUUCGAGAACAAUGGAAACAAGAAGUCCAUGCACGAAACAUAAAGCAACCACCCGAUUCCCCUUUUACCACUCCACCCUCAUCACCUUUGUUGAAACCAACAACAGCAGCACCCAUUAUUCGAGGAGGUGAACAAUCGCAACAUCAUACACGUGUUCCUCGUUUAGGAUCAUCAUCAUCAUCAACUCAACCACCACAUGAGGAUACAUCCAACCCAGCCUCAUCAUCAUCAUCAUCCGCAUUAAAUGUGUACCUGAUGGCUAUUGAUAUGGAACGUCAAGGGGAACUAGGGCAGGCCCUUGUAUACUAUCGACGAGCAUUCAAAAUGGAUCCCGAGGUUGAUAAGCUUUACCAUCGACAAUGCUUACAAAACGAUACCUCUACUAAAAACAAUCAUGGUGCAUUGUCGUCAACAACGCUCCUCAAGUCGAAAGAACGAGAUCCGUUGGUAGUGGCUGCAACAGCUGAUAGCCCUAGUGAAGUUGCCUUUUUGCUUGGAAUGCAAAAUGACACGAGGUUGUAUGUGGCGAACCACCUUCACCAUGUGAUGGAUCCCUUGGAUGCAAUGGCUAUUCAAUUUUGUCAACAACAGGACAUGCCCUAUAUACCAGCGGUCGAUUACAAACCUGUUUCCAUUGCCAAGUUACCCGGUGAAGUCCUUGUGCAAGUCUUUAGUCAUGUGGUAUUGUAUGCAUCAUCUUCCAUUGCCAACUGUGCGGCAGUGUGCAAACGAUUCUUUGUGGCGACACGAUCACCCUCACUAUGGAGACAUGCGUGUGAACACGUGUUUAAAACACCAGGCAUGAGCAUGGCUCAAUCACGACGCGUACAAGCUGAAUACGUUGCAAGCUUGUAUCAAGGACAAUGGCUUCGAAUGUAUAUGGAUCGACCACGACUUCAUUAUGAUGGUGUGUAUAUUUCAGUGUGCCAAUACAUCCGCCCAGGUGAAUCGGAUACAGCAUGGACACGCCCUGUGCAUUUGGUGACCUAUUAUCGCUAUCUACGCUUCUUCCCUGAUGGUACCAUGAUCAAGUAUUUAUCCACGGAUGAACCAGCAGCCGUGGUCCGUUUGAUGAAGAAGGACUUUUCUCGACCCACGCAAGUGUUUCGUGGCAAGUUUCAAUUUCUCAACCAUCACACUGUGGAAAUCAACAUGAGAGACAAAGGUCGUCCACGCGAUCAUUUUUGCAUGACACUCGAUAUCAAGACGACUCGGCGUGGUCGACAUAAUAAGCUUGCAUGGAGUGAAUAUUGGAGUCGAAAGGAUGAUCGAGAUGAGAGCACCGUGUAUGAUUUAGCAUUGAUGCGUCCCUUCAUCUUUAGUGGAGUGCGUAGCUUUAGGGAUUAG
Lichtheimia ornata is the source of this 1395-nucleotide messenger RNA. RefSeq lists its product as uncharacterized. Gene Ontology annotation, biological process: SCF-dependent proteasomal ubiquitin-dependent protein catabolic process. Gene Ontology annotation, molecular function: protein binding. Gene Ontology annotation, cellular component: SCF ubiquitin ligase complex. The transcript has 3 exons. The record is from RefSeq and is a predicted model, not a curated record. Lineage: Eukaryota; Fungi; Mucoromycota; Mucoromycetes; Mucorales; Lichtheimiaceae. Bases 1 to 1395 code for a protein of 464 amino acids.